UGAUCGAUUUAUCAUAAUCAAGCACUCUACUGUAUACUUCCUUUUCCGGUUUGCGACCAAAUACUAUCGCAGCCAUGGGCAAAUUUAUGAAACCAGGGAAGGUUGUCCUGGUACUUGGAGGCAGAUUUGCUGGCAGAAAGGCUGUUAUUGUAAAGAAUUACGAUGAUGGAACCUCAGAGAAACCAUAUGGCCAUGCUUUGGUCGCUGGUAUUGAACGAUACCCAAGACGAGUAAUCCGAGGGAUGGGUAAAAAGAAGAUGAAGCAGAGGUCAAAGGUUAAGCCAUUUGUCAGAGUUUACAACUUUAACCAUCUUAUGCCAACAAGAUAUUCAGUUGAUGUUGGAUUUGACAAGGCAGCAGUCAACAAAGAGGCUUUCAAGGACCCAGCUAAGAAGCGUAAAGCAAAACGUGAUGUAAAAGCAAAAUUUGAAGAAAGGUAUAAGAGUGGCAAAAACAGAUGGUUUUUCCAGAAAUUACGCUUUUAAAUGUACAAAGAAAAAAAUAAAAAUAAAUGCCUCUAAGAA
This is a messenger RNA of Ruditapes philippinarum (Manila clam), 524 nucleotides long. Its product is annotated as large ribosomal subunit protein eL27-like. Gene Ontology annotation, cellular component: ribosome; cytosolic large ribosomal subunit. Bases 75 to 485 code for a protein of 136 amino acids. The transcript is spliced from 5 exons. NCBI's taxonomy places the organism in Eukaryota, Metazoa, Mollusca, Bivalvia, Venerida, Veneridae. Gene Ontology annotation, biological process: translation. Gene Ontology annotation, molecular function: structural constituent of ribosome. The record is from RefSeq and is a predicted model, not a curated record.